Molecule: messenger RNA, 1077 nt
Organism: Acytostelium subglobosum LB1
Lineage: Eukaryota; Evosea; Eumycetozoa; Acytosteliales; Acytosteliaceae
Exons: 2
Source: RefSeq, a predicted model, not a curated record
AUGAUCAAAGCUAGGAACCUUUUUGCCUUAUUGGCAGUGAUAUUCAUUAUUGGACUUGUUAAUGGCCAGACUACACCGAAUUGUGCCCAAGCAGGAGGUUCUUGCCCCUUUGGAAGUGUUUGUUACAAGCCAUCUUCAUUAAGUCAACCUGCUUGUGUUAGUAGAUGUGCUUUCAAGAAGUGCCAAACUGGUACAAUCUGUUCAAUUGAUAGACAAGGCAAUGCUGCCUGUUUAACCUCAGCUGGCCAGUCCUCCACCACAGCCUCUACAACUGCUUCCACCCAAUCAACUGUUGCCACAACCACUGUGUCGACAACUGAUGCAUCAUUGUCCACAUCUACUACUGCCACUACAACAGUGUCUACUCAGUCUACAGUAGCCACCACUACUGUGACCACAACUUCACAGCCAACAGUUGCCUCGACAACUGUCACUACCACUGUCUCAACACAGUCUACUGUAGCCUCGACUACUGCCACUACCACUGCAACUAUCGCAACAUCGACAACGGCCACCACCACUGUGUCAACACAGUCCACAGUCGCUUCGACCACUGCUACUACGACUGCAUCAAUCGCCACUUCUACUACUGCCACCACAACUGUGACAACUACUGCAUCGACAACCAACCAGGCAUCAACCAUUACUCAGACUACCACAGCCUCAACAACUGUCACUACUACUGCGGCCACCUCUGCAUCUUCAACUACCGCUUCAACAACAGCAUCUACUACAGCAACAACCACGGCAUCUACCUCAGGUGCAGCGUCGACCAUCACACAGACCACGACGGCAACAACAACUGUAUCAACAACAGCCACAACUACCAGCCGUCCACUUACCACCACUGCGUCGACCACUGCCACAACGACUGCCACCACGACUGCUACCACGUCUGGACCAGCUUCCACCAUUACGGCGACCACCACCGCUACGUCCACAGCAUCUACCACUGCUUCAACCACCGGCAGCCCAAUCCGAUCAUUAGUUGAAGAUGAAGCCGCAGGCGAAGAGCCAAUCGCUGACGAGAUUGUGGAGGUGGUUGACACUGAACUCGAGGAGGAGUCGAUUGAGGUC